AUGAAGGAAUUCCCAGCAUCCACCCAGUGCAGGAGGACGUGGAUGUGGUGCGUUCUUGGCGGCUGUGGUCUUGCUCGUGCUUGGUGUGCGAUUCUCCUCGGACUCCUGCAUGCUCUUAUCAUGAUCACAAGAGUGCGCGCGCAAGUGCAAGGAGAGGAUGCUGCUAAUAAUAGCAGAGACGGUAGCGGUACUUCUACAUCAACUGCUGGUGGUACGACAAGUACCAGUAGGGCGAGUACUGU
This is a messenger RNA of Amoebophrya sp. A25, 242 nucleotides long. The record is from the annotation of a GenBank genome assembly. Lineage: Eukaryota; Dinophyceae; Syndiniales; Amoebophryaceae.